AUGUCCAACUCUGGGAAGCGUCCUGGCGGAAAAAGCUCCGGUCCGGUUGCGAAGCGGCCGAGACUAGUCAAAACGGCAAAUCCAAACGGUCGGGGCAAGUCAAAAACCGCGACAAAGAGCACAUCGAAGAGCCAAGGUGACCGUGAUACAAAACUAAAAUUCAAAUCUCCUGCCGAGUUUUUCGCGGAGAACAAGAAUAUUGCCGGCUUUGACAAUCCAGGAAAGUCUCUCUACACAACAAUCCGAGAACUCGUCGAAAAUGGGCUGGAUGCCGCAGAGGCCAUCGGCACCCUACCUGACAUUGAGAUCUUCGUGGCGCGCAUCGAUAAGCAGCAAUUUCGCACCAUGGUCGGCAUGGAUGGGAAUCGGAAUAGAGUGGAUGCCUCUCUGUAUAAGGAUGUAGAAAGUGUCAAGGAGAGGAAGGCCAGAGAAGCCAAAGAGAAAAGAGAAGCCAAGAGAACAAAGAGCAAGGAUGGGAGUCUUUCCGCCUCAGGAUCGGGGCAGCUCCAGACAGAUAACGAUGAUGCUAAUGAUUCGAAAGAACUCACUCUUGAAUCGACUCAAGAGGCGUCUCAACCUUCCCAAACUUCAUCGAAGAAGGGGAAAAGUGGAGGAAAUGACAUUUUUUGCGUCACCGUCACUGAUAACGGAUCUGGCAUGGCUCACGAUGAUGUGCCCAACAUGAUGGGCAGGGUACUUGCUGGAACUAAGUAUUGCGUCCGACAAACACGUGGGAAGUUUGGACUUGGGUCGAAAAUGGCUCUGAUAUGGUCCAAAAUGAGCACUGGACUCCCUGUUCGUAUCAACACUGCGAAGGCAGGCAGCGAAGUCACUAACUGCAUUCUUGAUAUCGACAUUGCGCGCAAUAUUCCAAAUGUUAUUGAGCUUUCACGGAAAGAGAACCCAUCAGGCUGGAGGGGGUCCAAAGUUUCAGUAACGAUUGAGGGUAAUUGGUCAACCUAUAGAGCUAAGAUUUUGUUGUACGUCCGCCAAAUGGCCGUCAUCACCCCUUACGCGCAAUUUCGACUCACCUUUUCGUCUGGGUACGAUAACGCGGAUUCGAAAGACUUCGAACUGGUUUUCUCGCGAAGGACAGACAAAAUGCCACGUACCGCUGCCGAAGUGAAGCACCACCCUUCGUCUGUCAACCAGUUACUUCUCAAACAGCUGAUUGGGGAUGUGAAAGAGGACAUGAGUCUAGUGAGAUUCUUGACUACACAAUUUGUAGCAAUCCCGCGCUCCCUAGCCACCCGUCUCAUAACCGAGCUCGGGAAAGGUUUUACCCAGCAUAUGACUGUCGGGGAGCUGACGUUGAACAACAUUCGCCAAAUCGAUGCUCUUCUUCACGCGGCGCGAUUCGAGAAUCCGGAUGGCUUGUGUCUCUCCCCAGCUGGAGAGUACAAUUUACGCUUGGGGAUCACGAAAGAGUUGAAGCCAAGCAUGGUGGCCACACACGCAGAGCCAGCUGAUGUCUUUGAAGGUCAUCCAUUCAUCGUAGAGGCUGGGGUUGCCCUUGGCGGAACAGGAAUGAAGCCCGGGCUCAAUAUUUUCCGGUUUGCAAACAGAAUCCCACUUUUGUUCGAGGCUGGAAAUGAUGUUGUAACGAGGACGGCGAGGGAUGGUAUUCGAUGGAACAGUUACAAGAUCUCACCAAAUACAGAUCGCAUUGGUGUGAUUUGCAGCAUUGUGUCGACGAAAGUGCCGUUCAAAGGCACCGGUAAGGAAUACAUCGGCGAUGACUCGGAUUCAAUCAAACUAUGCGUGAAGCGAGCUAUCACGCAGUGCUGUCUUCAACUCAAAACAAAACUCGUACGUCAGGCUGCACAGAAGGACGCUGCGCAGCGGAAAAUGUUGAUAACAAAAUACGCGCCAGAUGUCGCAAAUGCCGUCGUGGCACUUUUCGAAGAGUUGGAGGACCCGGACCGAGAAACGAAGGACGUGAGCGACAGUGUGCUCAAUGGCAAAAUUAGCCGCGAUAUUCUACUAGCAAAGCUCCAAGACCACGUGCAACAGUUUGACAAGGAGCAGGCCAUAGAGUAUGCAACGGCGCACGGAAGGGAUCACAAGACCCUCGAAACGGUAUUCAUAGCGCGGCGAUCGGAGCAGAUCAAUUAUUCUCCAAUAUGGCUGGAGCAACCCAGGGCUACGAGUACCCCUGAGGGCAGCCAGCAAGAGAGUGCACCCGUAGUUCGCUUCUCACUAUUAUCGUCUCUACAGAGCCAUUUAUGA
Messenger RNA from Chondrus crispus (carragheen), 2229 nucleotides. Its product is annotated as Type II DNA topoisomerase VI subunit B. Lineage: Eukaryota; Rhodophyta; Florideophyceae; Gigartinales; Gigartinaceae. Gene Ontology annotation, cellular component: small ribosomal subunit; cytosol. The record is from RefSeq and is a predicted model, not a curated record. Gene Ontology annotation, biological process: DNA topological change. The coding region runs from base 1 to 2229 and encodes 742 amino acids. The transcript has a single exon. Gene Ontology annotation, molecular function: DNA binding; DNA topoisomerase type II (double strand cut, ATP-hydrolyzing) activity; ATP binding.